GCAGUGCAGUAUCAUUGUCCUUAUUAAAUUCGAAUAAUGAAAGAGAAAAAGUUUUUCAGGCUCCGCUGGGAUAUUGUUGUUUUCAGAUUGGUUGCGUAUUUGCUGAAUAUGAUCUGUUUAAACCUACAAUUUUAUACAAAAUUUUAUAUAUAUAAAUUUUCGUAUAACUUUUUAUUUUAAUUUCUCGAGACAGGUCUCGAUCAACUCCGAAAUGCUUAGGUUUCCGCUUAUACCCCCCUUACAGUCCAUUUAAAGACAAAAUGCUCGGUGAAGAGGAUGAGGAUGAUAUUGAAGACAAAGAGGAGGAAAUUCUGGUAGAAGAGGCUGAUGAACUCGCUAAAAGAAAGGGAAGUGUGAAGAAGGAAAAUGAAGAAAACAAGGUUAAGAAAAGACGAGGACGACAAUCUAUAGGAGAGCACCGAGCACUACAUGUUCUGAAUAUGACGAGGAAGAUGAUGGAAGGAACAGAUGUACUUUCACUUAUCUCUCAUCAAUAUACAAAGAGACUCCAUUGCAUAGAGAUGGAACGUGUUGAAAAUAUGAAAAAGGAAAAAAAGAAGGAGUUGAAAGAAGAGAGAAGAGAGGAUAAGCCGAAGAAACGAAGAAAAGAGAAGGAGGAGGAGGAGGAGGAGGAAGUAGAAAUAGAAUCCUGCACAGCCAAGACUCUUAACGACUUGAGGGAGGUGAACGAAGCAUAUCAGUUUUUUCGUAAAAAGUUUCAAAACACCGCAAUAGAAGAAGAGACAAGAGGAGGAGUUGAAACCCUGAAAGGAAAGGAUCUAAUAUCGAAAAAGUUAAACAUGUCCGGAGCAGAAAAUGAUAAAGUAGAAAAAGAAAGUAAAGUGACGAGCGAAACAGAAGAGAAAAUGGAAUUCGGAAAACUGAAAGAUCCACACACAGUAUUUCAUGUGAAUGAAGAAACAUUUGAAGACAAAGAAGCAAGUGAGGUUCAAAAACUCGAGGACGAAAGAACUCAGAGAAUAAAAAACGAAGAAAAUGAGAAAGAAGACGACAAUAAUAUUGUACAUCUUGUUCAGCAUAAACUAGAGGGGAUGGUUGUACAACAAAAGAAUUCUCGAGAAAGAAGAAUAAAAGAACGAAGCAAACUUUAUGAGUUUCAUCUGAGAAAACAAAGAAAAAAAUGAAAACAAGGAGGAAUAAAGCAGAAGAAGAAGCCAAGAAAAAUACAUACAGUGAAACCCUUAAUAAAGAAUACAUCGAAAGAAUUC
Messenger RNA from Eurytemora carolleeae, 1229 nucleotides. Its product is annotated as DNA ligase 1. The transcript has 9 exons. The coding region runs from base 261 to 1145 and encodes 294 amino acids. Lineage: Eukaryota; Metazoa; Arthropoda; Copepoda; Calanoida; Temoridae. The record is from RefSeq and is a predicted model, not a curated record.